Saccostrea cuccullata (small rock oyster) is the source of this 1500-nucleotide messenger RNA. RefSeq lists its product as uncharacterized. The transcript has a single exon. Gene Ontology annotation, molecular function: ubiquitin protein ligase activity; zinc ion binding. Lineage: Eukaryota; Metazoa; Mollusca; Bivalvia; Ostreida; Ostreidae. The coding region runs from base 1 to 1500 and encodes 499 amino acids. The record is from RefSeq and is a predicted model, not a curated record.
AUGGCUGCCAGUGACAAGCAAAAAUAUCCACUAGGCUCUCCACAAGAGCACAUAAAAAUGUGUGAAUCCCACGAUUUGCGGAUUGAUAUGAUAUGUGAGGACUGUGAUGAAUUUAUCUGUUCCAAGUGUGCCAAAACAGAUCAUAGAGAUCAUAGCUGUAAUACCAUACCGAAGGCAGCCGACCUAAGAAGGAAAGGUCUACAAAAAUGUCUGAAUAAGGUCAAAGGAGAAGAUUUGCAUGGCAUUGACGAGAAGAUAGAGAAAGUGUCAAAACAGAUUAAAAGAAAUAAGGAAGUAUGCGACGCUGAGAUUAAAAAGCUAGAGAAGCAUUGUGAUGAGAUAAUAGCCAGGCUAGUAGAACACAAAAGACGUACAAAAAUAUCUUUAAAAGACAAUCUGGUCAAAGAAAACGAUCAAUUGAGGAAAAGAAAACGGGUAUUAGAAAAGAAGAGAAAGGACGUUUUUGACUCAUUGAAUUUCAUAGAGAAAAACAACAGUACCAUGUCAGAUUACAGCUUGAUUGACAACCAAAGAGAACUUACAAAAAUGAUGUCUGAAUUGGGGCUUCAAACAAAAAACUGCGAAUAUUCACUGAGGUUUACAAGAGGGGAAAUCAAGGACGAUUUGCUCGAAUCUUUGGUUGGAAAGAUUUCGGACCUGGACGAUAUUGGCUUGGCUCAAAUAAACUCAUUUCAAUAUGGAAAUAAUUUGAUAUUUUCAAUGCAGGCAUACAGUGAAGAUCUUUGUUAUUUAAGAGAACAUACGUCGAAAUAUACAGAACAAGUGAACAUGGAAGGUGAUAUAAAACAUAGAUUUAUAAGCAUUACAUUUGACAUGUGUGUUACUGAUAGCAGUGCUGUUUAUUUCACUGAUUUUAGUAACAAUUUUAUCAGCUGUCUGUCACCAUCAGGAUCUGUCUCUACAGUAGUCAGUACAGAUCCACUGGUACCAGAUGGAAUCUGUCAGUCAGUGGACGGUGGACUUCUUAUAACUUUAGUAGACGAAAAAUCGGAUCUUUUCAAAUUAGACUCAAACAGCAGACGGUUGGUGAGACAUAUCACAUUAACCAGUGACGUCAUCCAUGAGUACGAUCACUUUAUCCAUGAGGAUGGUCAGACUGGACUGUUUACAUUUCCAUACAGAGUCACACAGAACAGUAACCGUGAUAUCUGUGUAGUGAACACUACAAGCCUUAAAACAGCUGAACUAGUGAUUAUGUCUCCCUCUGGUCGUAUGAAGGCUAUCUACCGUGGACAGAAUUUGCCGCAUAUCUUUAGCCCAACUGAUGUAGUUUGUGACUCCCUCUGUAAUAUCCUUGUUACUGACCCACUUAACAACCAGAUCCAUCUACUGAGUCCUGAUGGGGAGUUCUUGAAGUUCUUACUGACAGAGAAUCAAGUGAAAAGUCCAUGCUGUUUAUCAAUCCACAAAUCUACUCUGUGGGUCGGACACGAUGAUGGAUUUGUCAAAGUUUUUCGGUACAAAUAUGCUAAGCAAUGA